Lotus japonicus is the source of this 1554-nucleotide messenger RNA. RefSeq names its product ureidoglycolate hydrolase. The coding region runs from base 53 to 1459 and encodes 468 amino acids. Gene Ontology annotation, molecular function: hydrolase activity, acting on carbon-nitrogen (but not peptide) bonds, in linear amidines. The transcript has 12 exons. The record is from RefSeq and is a predicted model, not a curated record. Lineage: Eukaryota; Viridiplantae; Streptophyta; Magnoliopsida; Fabales; Fabaceae.
CUAGUGAUGAGUUGCGAAUGGCUGAAGAAUCACACCAACCGUACCUGCAAAAAUGGUUCACUCUAUCUUCGUGCUCCUCCUCCUCUUGUUGUGCACCACCUUCUCUGCAAUUUCAUCUCAUCAACAACACCCUUCAAUCACCGCAACCAUGGAGCAAUUCUCUGGUUACAAAAUUCAUGGACCUCCUCACACUUUCAUACCCACUUCCCUCUCCGUUGAUGCUCAGGGUCUGCAGAACCAGAUUGAUGAGCUCUCAGCAUUUUCUGACGCACCUGCCCCAUCAGUAACCAGAGUCUUGUAUACUGAGAAGGAUGUUUUAGCUCGUAGCUAUGUAAAAGACCUCAUGGGAGUUGCUGGUCUAUCUGUGAGAGAGGAUGCUGUUGGUAACAUAUUUGGUCGAUGGGAGGGCCAGGAACCCGAGCUUGCUGCUGUUGCAACAGGUUCGCACAUUGAUGCUAUACCUUACUCUGGAAAAUAUGAUGGAGUUGUUGGUGUUUUAGGAGCUAUUGAAGCCAUCAGUGUCCUGAAAAGGUCUGGCUUUAAACCUAGAAGACCAUUGGAAGUCAUAUUGUUCACAUCAGAAGAACCGACACGGUUUGGAAUAAGUUGCUUGGGAAGCCGCUUAUUGGCUGGGAGUGAGAAUCUUGCAAAUGCUCUAAAAACAGCAACUGAUAGUCAAAACACAUCCUUCUUAGAUGCUGCAAGAUCUGCUGGGUAUGCGAAAGAUAAAGAUGACUUAUCUAGUGUAUUUUUGAAGAAAGGAACAUAUUCUGCUUUUGUUGAACUGCACAUAGAACAAGGGCCAAUUCUGGAAGACGAAGGUAUAUCUAUAGGCAUAGUUACUGCCAUUGCAGCUCCAGCAAGUCUAAAGGUUGAAUUUGAAGGCAAUGGUGGUCAUGCAGGCGCUGUCCUUAUGCCUAACAGAAAUGAUGCUGGACUAGCAGCUGCUGAAUUAGCCCUAGCUGUUGAGAAACACGUGUUGGAAUCUGGGUCUAUUGAUACUGUUGGCACUGUCGGUAUCCUGGAACUACAUCCCGGAGCAAUCAACAGUAUCCCUAGCAAAUCACACAUAGAAAUUGACACUAGAGACAUUGAUGAGGAGAGAAGAAACCAAGUGAUUGAGAAAAUCCACCAAUCAGCCAUUAAAAUAACUGAAACCCGAGGUGUCAAACUCUCAGAGUUUCACAUCGUCAAUCAGGAUCCACCAGCCCUUUCUGAUGAAGCAGUCAUCAAUGCGAUGGAAACUGCCACAACAGUGUUAAACUUGACCAGCAAGUUGAUGAUUAGUAGAGCCUAUCAUGAUUCAUUAUUUAUGGCCAGGUUGUCUCCAAUGGGCAUGAUUUUCAUUCCAUGUUACAAAGGGUACAGCCAUAAGCCUGAAGAGUUUGCUAAAAUUGAAGAUAUGUCAAAUGGUGUAAGAGUGUUGGCUCUCACCUUGGCCAAAUUGUCCCUUCAGUAAUAUCUUAUUUAGUGAUUGUAGUGUUGACUCUCAUUGUAGAAUAAAUAAGUGCCAUGAACCAAAACACAAUAAUGAUUUUCAUAUUAUUCUUCUAA